Physeter macrocephalus (sperm whale) is the source of this 2730-nucleotide messenger RNA. It is a transcript of the gene CLCNKA, whose product is annotated as chloride voltage-gated channel Ka. Bases 406 to 2691 code for a protein of 761 amino acids. Lineage: Eukaryota; Metazoa; Chordata; Mammalia; Artiodactyla; Physeteridae. Gene Ontology annotation, molecular function: voltage-gated chloride channel activity. The record is from RefSeq and is a predicted model, not a curated record. Gene Ontology annotation, cellular component: plasma membrane. The transcript is spliced from 17 exons. Gene Ontology annotation, biological process: chloride transport; transmembrane transport.
GGGAGGAGGCCUGGGUCUGGUCCCGGCUUUGCUCUUGACUUGCUGUAUGACCUGGGCAGGCUCCUGCCCCUCUCUGGGCCUCAGUCUCCUCAUCUGCACAAUGAGUGAAAGACCAAAUAUUCCUUCUUCCUCUGAGCUCUAUGCCCACCGCUUCCUGCCGCCCCUGCUCCUUCUCCUCCCUCCUUGCUCUCAGCUCAGUAACUGUGGGGGAGAACACUUGUCUAGACCACCAGGCAUAGAACAUUCUCUCCCCAUGCUUCGGCAGGCUCUCUCCACCCUGAGGUCUCCCUGGAAGAGGGGGCACGGGGCAGGAAGUGUCUAACACACCUUCUCUGGGAGACUUGCUCAGGUGGCAUUACGAGGACCUGCCAUGCACCAGACCUCAUCUGAGAGCCCAUUUGACAGAUGGGGAAACAGAGGCUCAGAGAUGUUGAAUGGCUUGCAAAAAGUCACUCAGCUAGGGAGUGGCAACGCUGGGAUAUGAUCCAGGGUCCUACUCUUGCCUUCUCUUGGGGAUCUGCCACUUACUGGGUGGUCCUGGGCCACCCCUCUCUGAGCCUCCAUUUCCUGGCCAGCAAGUGGGCGCCUGAGGGCUGCAGAGCCUGUGGAUGGCUCCCUGACUCCCAGCUGUCCCCAGCACACAAGUGGCUGUACCGGGAGAUUGGGGACAGCCACCUACUCCGGUAUCUCUCCUGGACCGUGUACCCUGUGGCCCUGGUCUCCUUCUCCUCAGGCUUUUCGCAGAGCAUCACGCCCUUCUCGGGAGGUUCUGGAAUUCCGGAGCUGAAGACCAUUCUGUCGGGCGUGGUCUUGGAGGACUACCUGGAUAUCAAGAACUUCGGGGCCAAGGUGGUGGGCCUCACCUGCACGCUGGCCACGGGCAGCACCAUCUUCCUGGGCAAAGUGGGCCCCUUCGUGCACCUGUCUGUGAUGAUCGCUGCCUACCUGGGCCGCAUGCGCACCAAGGCCAUUGGGGAGUCUGAGAACAAGAGCAAGCAAAACGAAAUGCUGGUGGCCGCAGCGGCGGUGGGCGUGGCCACAGUGUUCGCAGCGCCCUUCAGCGGCGUCCUGUUCAGCAUCGAGGUCAUGUCCUCCCACUUCUCGGUCUGGGAUUACUGGAGGGGCUUCUUCGCUGCCACCUGUGGGGCCUUCAUGUUCCGCCUCCUGGCUGUCUUCAACGGCGAGCAGGGUGAGCCCCGCCCUAGACCCUGCCCCCCCGCCCCGCCUUCCCUCCCUCCUCCCUCCUCCCCUCCCUUCUCGCCUCUCUCUUCCCUUUUCCCUCCUCCUCCCCUUCCUCUCCCUCCUCCCUUUUCUCCUCUGUCUUCUCUUCCUCCUCUCCACUCCCCUCCUUCUAGAAGUGUGGAAACGAACAGACCUGUAUUCGGCAUGAAGGAUAGGUGCCCCGAGGAGACCAUCACCUCCCUCUACAGGACCAAUUUCCGGGUAGAUGUCCCCUUUGACCUGCCAGAGAUCUUCUUUUUUGUGGCGCUGGGGGCCAUCUGUGGCAUCCUGAGCUGUGCUUACCUCUUCUGUCAGCGAACGUUCCUCGGCUUUGUCAAGACCAAUCGGGUCCUCUCCAAACUGCUGGCCACCAGCAAGCCUCUGUAUUCGGCUCUGGCCGCCUUGGUUCUCGCCUCCAUCACCUAUCCCCCUGGCGUGGGCCGCUUCAUGGCUUCUCAGCUGUCCAUGAGGGAGCAUCUGGACUCACUGUUCGACAAUACCUCGUGGGCGCUGAUGACCCGGAACUCGUCCCCACCCUGGCCCUCGGAGCCCGACCCACAGAACCUAUGGUUCGAAUGGUACCACCCGCGGUUCACCAUCUUUGGGACCCUCGCCUUCUUCCUGGUUAUGAAGUUCUGGAUGAUAAUUCUGGCCACCACAAUCCCCAUGCCUGCUGGGUACUUCAUGCCCAUAUUUAUCUUCGGAGCUGCCAUCGGGCGCCUCAUAGGGGAGGCCCUCUCUGUUGCCUUCCCAGAGGGCAUCGUGACUGGAGGUGUCACCAACCCCAUCAUGCCUGGGGGGUAUGCCCUGGCAGGGGCUGCGGCUUUCUCAGGGGCUGUGACCCACACCAUCUCCACAGCAUUGCUGGCCUUCGAGCUGACCGGCCAGAUCGUGCACGCGCUACCUGUGCUGAUGGCAGUGCUGGCGGCCAACGCCGUCGCCCAGAGCUGCCAGCCCUCCUUCUAUGACGGCACCAUCAUCGUCAAGAAGCUGCCAUACCUUCCAUGGAUCCGGUGCCGAAAAAUCAGCUCUCGCCAUGUAAUUGUGGAGCACUUCAUGAACUGUACCGUCACCACGCUGGCCAAGGACACACCGCAGGAGGAGGUGGUCAAGGUCGUGACCUCCACAGACACUGCCGAGUACCCCCUGGUGGAGAGCACAGAGUCUCAGAUGCUGGUGGGCACCGUGCAAAGGGCACACCUGGUGCAGGCCCUCCAGGCUGAGCCAUCCUCCUGGGUUCCAGGACACCAGCAGUGUCUGCAGGACAUCUUGGCUGGGGGCUGCCCCGUGGAGCCAGUGACCCUGAAGCUGUCCCCAGAGACUCCCCUGCACCAGGCACACAACCUCUUCAAGCUGUUGAACCUUCAGUCCCUCUUCGUGACGUCUCAGGGCAGAGCUGUGGGCUUCGUGUCUUGGGUGGAGUUGAAGAAAGCAAUUUCCAACCUGACAAACCCUCCGGCCCCAAAGUGAGCCAGCCUGGCAAGAUGAAACAGGGCCCCUCAGCUGCCC